Molecule: messenger RNA, 1052 nt
Organism: Bicyclus anynana (squinting bush brown)
Lineage: Eukaryota; Metazoa; Arthropoda; Insecta; Lepidoptera; Nymphalidae
Exons: 2
Coding region: 63-947 (294 amino acids)
Cellular component (GO): membrane
Source: RefSeq, a predicted model, not a curated record
UUCCAACUUCCACAUUCUAUCAACAACCGCCAAAGUGAGCAGUCUCCUUGUCUCUCAACAAAAUGGCUGCAAUACAGUUAUCAGACCCACUCGUUCAAACAUACAUUUUCUACUCAACCAUAUUGGCGUUGAAAUUGCUGGCCAUGGGAACGCUGACGUCACUGAUACGAAUGGGAAGAGGAUCGUUCGCAAACCCCGAAGACGCAAAAGCCUUCAGAGGCAAAGUGAAGUUGGACGACCCGAUAGUGGAACGAACCCGUCGCGCUCAUCUGAAUGAUUUGGAGAACAUUCCAGCGUUCUGGAUUUUGGGAGCAUUGUACUUGACCACGGCGCCGGUCGCUGGGUGGGCGACACUGUUAUUCCGAGUGUAUACAGUGUGUAGGGUCAUUCACUCGCUGGUGUACGCCGUGGUCCCAUUGCCGCAGCCGGCACGUGGGGCCGCAUACAUGGUGCCGUAUGUUAUCAAAUGGUAUAUGGGCGUCCAAACUGUGUUGUAUUACUUAUCGGCCUUAUCAGACCCACUCGUUCAAACAUACAUUUUCUACUCAACCAUAUUGGCGUUGAAAUUGCUGGCCAUGGGAACGCUGACGUCACUGAUACGAAUGGGAAGAGGAUCGUUCGCAAACCCCGAAGACGCAAAAGCCUUCAGAGGCAAAGUGAAGUUGGACGACCCGAUAGUGGAACGAACCCGUCGCGCUCAUCUGAAUGAUUUGGAGAACAUUCCAGCGUUCUGGAUUUUGGGAGCAUUGUACUUGACCACGGCGCCGGUCGCUGGGUGGGCGACACUGUUAUUCCGAGUGUAUACAGUGUGUAGGGUCAUUCACUCGCUGGUGUACGCCGUGGUCCCAUUGCCGCAGCCGGCACGUGGGGCCGCAUACAUGGUGCCGUAUGUUAUCAAAUGGUAUAUGGGCGUCCAAACUGUGUUGUAUUACUUAUCGGCCGCAUAGAGAUACGUGUAUUAAGUGAAGUUUACCUUUUUGGUGUGUGUUACGUUAAGAACUUUAUUUCACGAAAUCGUUGUAAGUAUUAUCUUUGAAGGGGUUUUUUAAGAC